AUGGAAUGGGGUGAAGAACUGAGAGCCCAGCACACGGACAGCCCACAAAAGGUCUCGGCGCUUGGCUUUCACCAUCAUCAGCUCCUCAACCUGCAUUGGAGGAGGCAAUCGAGGAUUAUGGACGGGUCAUUCCAGGAUGUUAGUAGUGUUGAUUCUUUCUUGAGGAACUACAAGCUCGGGAAAACUCUUGGAAUUGGUUCCUUUGGUAAAGUUAAAAUUGCCGAACACGCGUUGACUGGGCAUAAGGUUGCAGUUAAGAUCCUUAACCGUAAGAAAAUAAAGAAUAUGGACAUGGAAGAAAAAGUUAGAAGAGAAAUCAAAAUUUUGAGAUUGUUCAUGCAUCCUCACAUUAUACGUUUGUACGAGGUUGUGGAGACACAUUCUGACAUAUACGUUGUGAUGGAAUAUGUGAAGUCGGGUGAGUUGUUCGAUUAUAUAGUCGAAAAAGGCAGGUUACACGAGGAAGAAGCUCGUGUGUUUUUCCAACAGAUCAUAUCUGGAGUGGAGUACUGCCAUAGAAAUAUGGUUGUUCAUAGAGAUUUGAAGCCCGAGAACUUACUUUUGGAUUCUAAACACAACGUGAAGAUUGCCGAUUUUGGUUUGAGCAAUAUCAUGCGAGACGGCCAUUUUCUGAAAACAAGUUGUGGAAGCCCCAACUAUGCUGCUCCAGAGGUAAUAUCUGGUAAAUUAUACGCUGGACCUGAAGUGGAUGUGUGGAGCUGUGGUGUUAUUCUCUAUGCACUUCUCUGCGGGACCCUCCCGUUUGACGAUGAAAACAUUCCCAACCUGUUUAAAAAAAUAAAGGGUGGAAUAUAUACACUCCCGAGCCAUUUAUCUGCUAGUGCAAGAGAUUUGAUUCCUAGGAUGCUUAUAGUUGAUCCCAUGAAGCGGAUGACUAUUCCUGCCGUGCGUGCACACCCUUGGUUCGUGUCUCAUCUCCCGAGGUAUUUGGCUGUGCCACCACCCGAUACAACCCAGCAAGCUAAAAAGAUUGACGAAGAUAUUCUUCAAGAAGUGAUUAAGAUGGGAUUCGACAGAAAUGCACUUGUAGAAUCUCUUCGAAAUAGGGUUCAGAACGAGUUUCUACUUGACGAUAUUCAGGAACUUGGGUUUAACCGAAUGACUCAAAACGAGACUUUACCAUCUCCUGGUGGGCAACAGUUUCUUGGAGCAGUCGAUUAUCGGCAGUUUGCAGUUGACCGGAAAUGGGCACUUGGACUUCAGUCCCGAGCCCACCCGCGUGAGAUAAUGACUGAGGUCCUCAAAGCUCUGCAAGAACUGAAUGUUUACUGGAAAAAGAUUGGGCAUUACAACAUGAAAUGCAAAUGGACUCGCGUAAAUCCCGGUCAGCAUGAAGGGUUACUUAACUUUCUUGGAGGUGAUAAUUCUGCUAUUAUCGAGACCGAUAGCAAUGUUAGGCCACAAAGUGUGGUGAAGUUUGAGUUGCAGCUCUACAAGACGCGCGAAGAGAAAUACUUGCUCGAUUUGCAGAGAGUGCUCGGGCCACAGUUCCUCUUUCUCGAACUCUGUGCUGCAUUCCUUGCUCAGCUUCGCGUACUCUGA
Striga hermonthica is the source of this 1563-nucleotide messenger RNA. The record is from the annotation of a GenBank genome assembly. NCBI's taxonomy places the organism in Eukaryota, Viridiplantae, Streptophyta, Magnoliopsida, Lamiales, Orobanchaceae.